CUCCGCCAAAAGGGGACUUUUGUCGAGUUGUCGCGGUAUCGCAGUACUCAUUCUCAGACGCGUCAUCUUACGGUUGAAUGCAGUGAAGCAUCGAGUAGGCGGCAGACGUUGAACCCAAUUAAGCCGCGAGCGCUUCAUAAGGACCCUCAGUGACCGGCGAUUCUGUCACUUGAGCCUGCGGUGGCCUUUCUGGCGUUCACACCACCCGCAACGACCAUGGAGCUUGAACACAAACAACAGAUCAUCACCAACGACGCAUUCGCCCGUUCCGAUAGUUCAGCAUGGAGCUCCGUGCUAUGCCUUCGAAACUUUGAUCUCAAUCCUCACCAUGAGGAAGUCAUUUUCUCCAUCGUUCCUUGCUCUAUCGCAUUAAUCUGGGGACUUUAUCGUCGCCACCAGCUCCAGGCUAGAGCAGUGGUCUCACCCGGACACGUCCGCCCAGUGGCUAACCUGGUUAGCCUCAUCAUUUUGAGCUUCCUGUUACUUUUGAUCGCACCCACCUCAAUCGCCAUCGUACCGAUUGCUGUCGUGUUGACAUCCGGUAUCGUCAGAUAUGCAGGGCAGCAGAGCGACGCCUGGAUGGACCAAGGGUCAGGUCUUCUCACGCUCAAGCAGGUCCUCUGGCAGGCUCUCACGGCGUUCCAAAUCAUCUCACUCAUGAGAGUCGCCCUUAAAAGAGACAGUCAAAGUCAAUUUGGUGUCAAUCUUGCUUCUUGGAUCUUGUCGGUUACGACCAGUGUCCUUUCCACAUUGCUAUCGGAGCGCGAGCAUCGCAAAUCACUCGCUCCAUCAGCCCUCCUGCAGCUUUUCCUACUGAUCACCAUAUUUCUCGACGCAGCUCGCGUGAGAACGGCUUGGCAUCUAUCACCGCAAAUCAACAGCGAGGGUUACACCGCCCUGCUCUUGACAGUUCAAGUCAUCCUCAAGGUACUCUUACUCGCAGCCGAGUCGGUGUCAAAACCAGUCAUCAUCGCCAUCCCAGCUAGGCGGGUCUCGAGAGAGGAGAAAGCAGGUAUCUUUGGCAAGAGCUUCGCGACAUGGGUCAACCCUCUGCUGCGCCUAGGGUGGAAGAAGAACCUCGUAGCAGAAGAUCUCGAUCCUCUUGACGAAAGUCUUGAUGGAGAGGCGGUGCUUGAGCGGCUUUCCUCGGCGUGGAAGAACGUCGAUCAGGACAGGAAUCACGCCCUCGUCAUAGCAGUUCUCAAGGCCUUCCGAGCCGAGCUGUUCUUCAUCCACAUCCCGCGCGUCGGCAUGGUAGUCUUUGGUCUCACGCAACCUCUCCUCGUGCAAACCACAAUCGAGUACAUCCAAAACCACAGUGACAAGCCCAUUAGCUAUGGUCAAACUCUCAUCGCCGCUUUUGCCAUCACAUAUCUCGGACUAUCCAUCUCCACCAGAUGGUCCGGGCAACUCACUCACCGCCUCAUCACCCGCAUACGCGGCGCCCUCAUCGCCAUCAUCUACCAGAACAUGCUGACCCUCCACGCCGAGAUAGGUAACUCACAAGCGGCGGUCGCGCUGAUGAGUACCGAGGUUGAGCGCAUCACCGUGGCGGCUCAGUGGUGCGUCGCCAUCGUCCCUAAUCUUAUCCAGCUCGGGUUCGCCAUGUGGAUCAUGAGCGAGCAGCUCGGAGCUGUGAGCGUUGCUCCUAUCGUCAUCGCGCUUCUCAGUGUGUCGGCCGGUAUCAGAACAGGCCAGUUGAUCCCACCGCGGCAGAGGAAGUGGAUGCAGGCGAUCCAGAAGCGGGUUGGUAUCACUACCGAAAUCAUUGGGUCAGUCAAGGGCGUCAAGAUGAGCGGUCUGACUAGCACAGUCCAGGACCAGAUACAAGGUCUCCGGGACUUUGAGCUGGAUGAGUCCAAGAAGUUCAGAAGAGUGCAGAUUCUCAACGUUCUCAUCGGCCAAUUCCCAUCUAUCAUGACCCCGUCCAUCACCUUCGCCGCCUUUGGAAUCAUCUCGAAACUAUCCGGUGGCCAACCUCUUAACGUGGUUCAGGCUUUCACAUCUCUCAGUCUCCUCGGGAUCCUGAUCAACCCCGUCUCCGAGCUCGUCAUGAUCCCGAACAACCUUGGAGCAGCCAUCGGGUGUCUUGACAGGAUCCAAGAGUACCUCGUUAAAGAGAAGCGGGAGGAUCAUCGACUCGUCAAACCAAAUACAUCUCCAGACCCCGCCGUGCAGGAAGACAAUGGGACCAGCGAACCACCGCAAGCUGGCAGCCAGGCACAACCCCUGAUCAGAGUCUCGGACGGUUCCUUCGGCUGGCACAAAGGCCAAGCCAUUGUCAAGUCAUUAGACCUCGAGAUCCGUCCAGGAAGCCUCACAAUCCUCGUCGGACCAGUCGGCUCCGGCAAAUCUACUCUACUCAAAUCCCUCGUGGGGGAAACGUACCGCAUCUCGGGGUCGGUGGAGUAUGCAAGCUCAACAGACGUAGCAUACUGCGACCAAGACCCCUGGAUCCUGAACCAGAGCAUCAAGGAAAACAUCAUCGGCGGCGUCUCUUCGCACGACGCGGCAGACUCUUAUGACAAGGUCAUUCGCGCAUGUCAGUUGGACGAGGAUCUUAAUCUACUCCCGGAAGGCGAUACGGCCAUAGUCGGAAGCUCGGGUUCCGCUCUUAGUGGUGGUCAGAAGCAUCGUAUUGCACUUGCUAGAGCCGUUUACAGCGGAAAGCAGAUCAUCAUCAUGGACGACAAUCUGAAAGGCCUGGACUCCAAAACGGCUUCAAAAUGCUUCAAUGCACUAUUUGGGACCGAUGGACUUUUACGCGGAGAGGGGAGGGCCGUGAUCUUUGCAACACACAACGCCCAGUGGCUUCGUUCCGCGGACAAUAUCAUCUCCCUCGGUAGCGAUGGAACCAUCUCCGAGACAGGCCUGUACGAAGACCUCUGUAAGACUGGAGGCUACAUUAGCACUCUCAAGGUCACUCAGAAAAGUGGCCAGGAAGAGCGCGACUCUGUGGAAGCAGAAGUUGAAGCCGAAGAGAACAGAAACAAGAAAGACAAGGCUGCCGCGGUCCCCAAGCCGGAUGACUCGUCUAAGACCAAGACUCGCGGCGCCGCGAAUACGAGCUCCCUCUUGUACUAUAUCAAGUCCAUGGGACUUACACCCUUCGGGCUUUUUGUGGUGAUGGUCAUCUUUCAGACGAUAUGCAGAAUUAUGCAACGCCUCUGGGUAAAGUUCUGGGUCGCCGCCAACGAGGGAGGAGGACAAGAGAAUCUGGCGAUGUGGGUUGGCGUCUACCUCCUCUGGGGCGUCUUGACGGAAAUGGCCCUUGCCAUCGAGUGCUACUACUUCCUUGUUGUCAUUGUUCCACACUCGGCCAAAGGGCUUCACUUUAGCGUCCUCAAAGCCGCCCUCUCCGCACCCCUAUCUUUCUUCGUCAAGACCGAUACAGGCAUCAUCAUCAACCGAUUUAGCCAAGACAUGAACCUCGUCGACCUUCCCCUUCCCCUCGCCUUCAUGCUGACCUUCGACAACCUCACCCUCGCAAUAGCAGACAUAACCCUGACAACCCUCGCCACACCAACCCUCUCCCUCUCCAUCCCAGUCCUCGUCCUCAUCCUCUACCUCCUCCAAAGAAUCUACCUCCAAACAUCCCGCCAAAUCCGCCUCCUCGACCUCGAAACCAAAUCUCCGCUCUUUUCCCACUUCAUCGCCUCCGCCACCGGCCUCGUCACCAUCCGCGCCCUCGGACCCCACUGGACAUCCCGCGUGCAAUCGCAGAACCUACAGCGGCUAGAUCUCUCCCAGCGCGCCUUCUACGCCACGGGAAGUCUGCAGAAGUGGCUUCUACUGCGUACCCGUCACACGGCUUCGAGAAUCUCUCGUUGCGCUGCCACAGGAUCCGCUCUUUCUACCCGGGACUGUUCGUCUAAACCUGGACCCGUUCGAGUCUUGUAA
This is a messenger RNA of Colletotrichum scovillei, 3900 nucleotides long. RefSeq names its product ABC transporter. Lineage: Eukaryota; Fungi; Ascomycota; Sordariomycetes; Glomerellales; Glomerellaceae. The record is from RefSeq and is a predicted model, not a curated record. Bases 217 to 3900 code for a protein of 1227 amino acids. Gene Ontology annotation, molecular function: ABC-type transporter activity; ATP hydrolysis activity; ATP binding. Gene Ontology annotation, cellular component: membrane. The transcript has 14 exons. Gene Ontology annotation, biological process: transmembrane transport.